GAUAUAUCAUCGAUAUGCCAUAUCUUGUAAUUCGUUUUUAAUGAUGCUCACAGAAGUGAGAAUUUACUCAACACAUUUCUCUAAUCGUCCUCCUGGCGAGACCAUAAAAAUGGUUCCGGCGACUGGUAGCUUUGGUGGGAGUGUUGUGACGGCAGUAUUAGUGAUGUGCACUGAGUUGUUGCUGGUGAUAGAAGUGAAGACAUUCUCACAGCCCCCAGGGAGGUCUAUGGCAAUACCAAAAGACUCGAACAAAUCGUCUCAAUUGGUGAGUAAAAAAACAUACACAGCGAAUUUUCUAUAGUUCCAGGUAACGGUAAUAGCGCCAACUGAAUUAUCGAUUUUCGCCGAACGCAGUUACCAGAUUGACUCCUAUUAUAGCGUGGAUGACCGCACUGAAACCUUAUGACAAAGUGACAUCUUUGGGUGGUAUAUUUGGCAACAUCAAAAUAGCCAAGAACAAGACAGGAUGCGGAAAACAAGUACUUUAAAUUCCUUGAAACGACUCGCCACAACAAUAACGGUGUGUUUCAUCUACAUGUCACGAUAACGAUAAACAGACCCAAAAAGCACAAGAAUCAAAACGGACAAGGUAGAACUCUUAUAUUUUUGGAAAUUCCAGGAUCAUUUACCCAAUUGAGAUUGUUCUACCACCAAAAGCUCCGCGAAGAACGUCCCCCAAACAAAAAUUUACACGCGAGGCUGAGGCACAAUUCGUAAAACCAGAAGUUUUCAAGGAUAAAAAACUUUCAUUGAGGUUGCGGUGUUCUAUGAUAGGAAAUAGACCAUGUGCCAGACAAGGUAGUUAUGGUUACGUUAGGCAAGCCAUAUUCCAGAAGCCUUCUAUAUGCCACAGCUGCUGCAGACGUAUUCAGUCACAUCCAUGGAUUACCUCGUUGUCGUCAUGAAAGUCAGAUGGUACCUUGUUCCUGCAUUGGAUGUUACAAUGACGAGAGAACAAGAAAUCUUUCCACAUGGCUUUCACAUAGGUAAAUGUAACCCAAGAUAUAAAACAUCAAUUGUGGGGGCCUACAAUGGCUGUCUGUACACCAGAUUCCACCAAAUGUUCUCAUAUAUGAUUUCUUCUAUGCACAGAAGCUUCCGACCUGUGCGUGGACAAUUUGAAAUAUCAUACCAAUUUCCAUCGCGUCUUGAAUCCCCCUGCAAUUCUCGCUUCCCUCGGAUUUCCACUGAGUGGUACGGUGAUGAUAUUUAGUGAAUAGUGUUGAUGCUAUGGCUGCUUCCAGUAGAUCAUCAUCGUAUUACGAUGACAUGAGCAACGAGUUCUAUUCUUCGGGUUUUGAUGACUAUCAGAAUGAUGUCAACGAGUCUCUAGACUUUAAUCGUGUCUCAUCUACGAACUUCUACCUCGGUCCUGAAAUGUUCCUGAUUCCUCAAAUGUUUGAUGAACAACUCUAUCCAUCUCAGCAUGAAUUCGCCGUUAUCACAUCGACUUAUGAAUCAUUUCAACGUUUCUCACCUAGUUCUGGGUCCACCAGUACUAAGGCCGACGGCGAAGAGCAGUUUUUGCCCAGAUCACUCAGUGGAAUUUGCGGACAAUUGACCACAGAGUAUCGUGAAAACUCAAAAGAUCCGCCGAAUCCAUACGCAAUCGAAGAGAUGUAUCGUGAGAAUGAUAACAAUAUAAAUUUAGAGCUUUCCCGCAAGAAACGGAGACCUUCUCAAGACAAAAAGACACGAAUACCAAAUAUCCCUCAUUCAAAUGUAUUUAAGCUAGGUUUAAGGAUGCCAUCAAUUUCUAGGGAGGGAUCGCAACCCACAGCAUCACAAGAAUCUUUGAGCUCAGUUUUCGAAGUCAAUAUGAAUCAGCCAACGAAGCGCAAAGCUCGGAGUGCCUUUACACCACAAGAAAAGAAAAAAGUGGAAGCGGUGAGGAGCGUUGGUGCUUGUAUUCAGUGCAAAUUCAGAAAACGAACUUGUGGGACUAAUGAGCCUUGUCUGUUAUGCAUUCGACGUGCUGGCAGUGCGGAGUUUGCGGCAUCUUUAUGUACAAGAGAAUCGCCGUUUGUCGAGCUAUCAAUAAUCUACUCUAGCAAAUUACUCCCACUUAUAACCGAUUUCGAUGUUGAGUUUUCAAAUUUAGAAGGUCAACGGAAGACUAUCAAGAUUGACGGAAAGGGCCCUGCCUCUUCCCCCCUACAUUUUGAAGUCAAUGAGAUACAAUCAUCGUUGUUGACCGAUAAUUUGCUUAAAGAAGUUCGUCGAAUAAGUAGACUCAGCUCUAGGUUCUCACGCCCGCUCAAUCCCAGUCCAGAUCAGUCAAAGUUUGUGAUUGUUCUUGAUCCGAGACUCUUCUCAUCUCAAAGGCUUGAAGAAUGGGUUAUGAGGUACACUGACGGGAAUAAAAUUGACAACGUAAAUUCCACCUCUUUUCUGUUCGGGGUUGAAUAUGCCAAAGAAAAGCUGCCAUAUGCAGAUCUAGUAGAGAAUACAACAAAGCUCAUAGCAUUCAGCUAUAUUCUCUGCAAAGGAUUGAGAAUCACAACGCCUGCAGGCCAGCAAGAUAUAGCUGCUCAACACCCUGUACUACGCGCACAGCUCGAGACAAAACUCUUUCAUCUUCUCCGCCAUACCGAAAAGCUUGUUUAUGAUGAGCUUCAACGUCUAGUCUUCAAAACCUCUGGACAGUUACCGAAGGACGCGGUUGUUCCUGUGGCACUAGUAAUUUGGUUGCUCACCAGAUUACAAAGUUUGAAAGCGAGCCAUGUCAUCAAUUUGAGUGAAGGGAACAGUUCUCCAUCCACGGGAACGUCAUCAACAGCUGCAUCUCAUCAUAAGCAUGUUCUUAACCUCCUCAUAAGCGUUUUCACCGCCCUACUUAGAUCAUCGUUCCCAUUACUCAUAAACUUUGAAGACAAAUGCAACAGAGACUUACUAGGGGGAAACGAGGAUUUGAUACAACUAUCCAAGAAACUGAGGAGAGAUCUGAUAGCGUUCAAGAGAAGCAGCCAUCUCAAAGCCUCGACCUGGAACCAGGAGUUCUUGAAAGAGCAAGUGGAUAGAUUGAAAGAUAUGUUGACGGAGUAGAUUUCCGGGGACAUGGGGAAUAGAUCCAGAAAGGGCUUGUUAAGCAAUG
Molecule: messenger RNA, 3094 nt
Organism: Botrytis porri
Lineage: Eukaryota; Fungi; Ascomycota; Leotiomycetes; Helotiales; Sclerotiniaceae
Exons: 8
Coding region: 1231-3045 (604 amino acids)
Biological process (GO): regulation of DNA-templated transcription
Molecular function (GO): zinc ion binding; DNA-binding transcription factor activity, RNA polymerase II-specific
Source: RefSeq, a predicted model, not a curated record